CAAGUUUUCAACUCUUGUUUGUAUAUCCGGCCCGUUGGUGUGUCCAUGGAGCAAACGGAGUUGCCAAAGCCAUUUGCAAAGACCACCGGUACUGAAUCUUCCUUGGAACAUCUCCUGCAACAGACUCCGCGACACAAGCAAGGCUGUCAUGAACGCUUGAGACUGGCUGCUCUCUUGGGCCAUCCAUUGAGCAGGUUUGCAACUUUCCGUCUGCAAGUGGGGCGAAUACUGCACACCAACAUGGCCGAAAGCAUGAUUCUAUUCCUGGUCACUGUGGAACUUUGCAUGGGUAUAGUGGAACUUGGAGUCGAGCAUGGCUUUAUUUGUAUGUUUUACGCAGAAGUACCCAAAGAAUUAGAAGGUGCCUUCCAUGGCUUUCUUUGUGAAAGUGCAGAAGGAGAGCGGACAGCAUCAAUGCUGGAGAGCUGCGAAGUAAUCUCGCGAGCGAUUGUUGGAGUUUUUGCCGUCGAAAUGCUACUCAAAAUGGUAGUAGCACCAUUUCAAAUGAUCGGAAACCCUUGGCAUUUGCUGGAUUUGAUGGUGGUCUGCACAAAUCUUCUCGUGUUUUUCAUUCCAAGUCAUCAGCGUCAUAGCGAACGCCUCACUUUUGUCCUUCGAUGGUGGCGAGUGAUCAAGUUCUUAAAGUUGAUAGAGGAGGAAGCUGUCCUUGUGGAAGAGCGCAUCAGGAAACGGCUGGAAGCCGAAAAGGAGGAAGCAGAGGACUCAGCAGCCUUGGCCUUGUCCAAAAGAGGCCUUGUGAAUGACAAGGGCGAAGCACCCGAAGCAUCCACACCAGGUGGGACCUACUCUAACCUUGUCGAGGUAAGCCCACAAGGACACUCCCCGCUAGCUCCCAGAAGGACACCUGGUGCCGCUGCGAGAUUCACCGCCAAGAGAGGUGCAAAGAUCGGCGCUGGUCUUGGCACCGUGAUUGGCACGACAGUUGGAGCUGCAGUUGGACUGCUUCCCGCGCUAUUUACCUUCGGGCUGUCGAUUCCAAUUUUUGCAGCUGUUGGCGGGGGAGCUGGUCUCCUCAUGGGAAGUGCCGUUGGUGGUGCAACUGGCUUUGCUGGCCGAUGGGUGCGCCCAAAAGCUGACUGAGAUCGCAAAAAGCAUCGUGCUUAGCUAACUACUUCCUAGUAUAGCUUCUUGUUGCAAGUAGCGAUGGCCUCCAACCUACUUGCGAUGGCCUCCACCUAAUAGCGUGGAAUGUGCUUGCUUGCACUUUCACUCCAUGAAAAGACAUGCUCUGCUGAUCUCUGCUGUGCAAAGUAACUAAGACAAAGAGUUUUGACGUCCUGUUUCCGCACAAAAGUUUUUCACAAGCUGUUGCUGGAAGAGGUACACUGCCAGCAUGAUCUCCAUGAUCUUAACAAGAGGGAACAUGCAGGAACUACAACUCUCAUUCGGAGCCUUACAUGCGUCAGAGCUUGCAAGAUUUGCUGCAUUCGCGCUCACAUGGUUGUAUACUCGAUCAGCUUGACGCAUUGUCAUGCAACACCCUUCACUCUUUUGGGUUCAAAACGUAGUGUCUCAUUAAGCGCCCAAUCUUGACGUGCAACAUUGUGA
Durusdinium trenchii is the source of this 1569-nucleotide messenger RNA. The record is from the annotation of a GenBank genome assembly. Lineage: Eukaryota; Dinophyceae; Suessiales; Symbiodiniaceae.